Thecamonas trahens ATCC 50062 is the source of this 5694-nucleotide messenger RNA. RefSeq lists its product as uncharacterized. The record is from RefSeq and is a predicted model, not a curated record. The transcript is spliced from 2 exons. Bases 1 to 5694 code for a protein of 1897 amino acids. NCBI's taxonomy places the organism in Eukaryota, Apusomonadida, Apusomonadidae.
AUGAAAAAGGUUUCGAAGUUGCUGGUGGCUGCCCUUGCCGUCGUCUUGGUUCUCCGCAGUGUCGUGGGAACGUGCCCGGACCCGGCGUCACGCAACGCAGCCGUCGUCCCGCUUGUCCUACCCAGUGGCUCGCACUCGACCGACGCGCGGGCGGUGGCCGCCGGCGACAUUGAUGGCGACGGAGUUGACGACCUGGUCACCGCAGGCUCGGUCAUGCUUGGCUUGUUCCGCGGCCAGGCUGGCGCUGGCCUCGGCGUCCACGCCUUUGCGAACAUCUCGGGCGUUACAACGCCGAUCACGGACGGACUCGCGCUGGCCGACCUCAACCACGACUCGGCCCUCGAUAUUGUUGUUGCGCUGACUGCCAACCAGUUUCGAGUCUUCCUCUCUACUGGACCUGGUGCCAUCUUUGCCGCCGCCGAUGUCUACGUCACAGCUGCGACCAUCAACGCGCUCGCUGUGGGUGACGUCGACGGCGACGGCGCCAUCGACGUCGCGCUCGCCACCGCAGGUGCACUCAGAUGGUUGCGAAAUGUUGGAAACGGAACACUGGAAGCGGUGACACCAGUGGUGGCGGCGGCCAACACCAACGAUGUCGCGCUUGUUGAUCUUGACGCCGACGGAAGCACCGACAUGGUCACCGUCAACCCCGGGGCGAGCUCUCCCGUAGUCUGGCAUCGCAACUCCAACGCAGCCGGCACAGUAUGGACAACCCAGUCGUUUGGCUCGUUCAUCUCCCCGGCUCAUGUCGUCGUGACUGAUGUUGACGGCGAUGCAGUGCUGGACCUGGUCGUCGGCUCGUCGGUCGCCAUCCACUGGCUGCGCGGACUAGGAGUAGCCACGUUUGCGCCCGAUGUCUCUCUAGUUGGAGGCACUUUUGCCGAUCCGUUUUUAGUCGGCAAGUUUGGCGGAGCUGGUCCCAGCGAUGUGCUCGCACUCGAGGGCUCGUCGCUCCUUCUCCUUGCCAGCAACGAAACGCUGGGCUUUGCCACAAUGACGCUUGCCAAGCGCUCCCUUUUUGCGUCAUUUGACAACGCCAAGAGCCUGGCAGCCGGAGACUAUGACGGCGAUGGCAUGACCGAUGUCGCAGCCGCGUGCUCGAACAGUCACUCCUUUGUCUGGUUCUCUAGCUCGAGCGAGCGUGCGCUCUCGACCCCACUCUUUGAUGCAGCCGUGGUCAAACCUCACCCACGGUCGGCCCUGGAAGUUGUGGACAUUGAUGGCGAUGGCUGGAACGACAUUGCUGGCACUGUUCCUAUCACAGAAGUAUUGAGCUACCGCGCAUGCUUUGGAUCAGGGACAUGUACUGCCGAUAUGUCCCCUUUGCAGUCCAACGUCAUUGGCUACACCCCGAAGCUCCUGGAUCUUGCUGAUGUGAACGGAGACGGCGUUCCCGAUGCCGUGGUCGGUAAGUACUUGGGAACUGACCCUGUCAUGUAUUUGGUGUCAAAGUCGGACUCCACGCAGUAUGUGGGAUGGAGGGUGCUGGCCACUCCAGUGGGAAAUGCUGCACCGGUCGAGAUCACGUUUGUCGACAUGGACGGUGAUGGCUUUCGCGACAUCUUGCUGGGCUAUCGCGGCUCCACCAGCGGCGUCGCGCUGUACCCCAACACCGACGGGGCUGGCUCUUUUAGCACAGUCACCCCAAUCGACUUGUUGAGCAAGACGAGCAACAUCGACGCAUUGGGUGUCGGCGACGUCAACGCUGAUGGCAUCCCGGACGUUGUUGUCACCUAUCCGGAGCACAUCAAGGUGUUCACCAACAACUACACGCACCUGACCGAGUUUGCCACAGUGUCAACGUCUCCGCCGCCUCCGCCCCUUGAGGCGGUCGCUGUCGUGAUUGUAGACCUGGAGCUCGAUGGCGCGCCUGACAUUGUGUGUGCCGGAAACGCGGGUGGACGAGCAGUGUUCUGGGCCAGCCAGACAGCGGUCGGCGUUUUCCGCGACCUCGAGCUUAUCGUGCUGCCGGCUGAUCCGCCGUGUCCUAGUCCGCCCUGCCCUUGGCAGUUCAGCAAGCUGUACGCGACCGACCUCAACCUUGAUAGCGUACCUGACCUGGUGGCGAGUGGUUCGUAUGGGACGCUGAUCAUGGUCAACACCCGAAUCAUCUCGCAAGAGCAGUGGUACUUUGAGGCUUUGCCUCGAGACAAAGCAGUGGCCGCGGUUGGUGAUAUCAACGGUGACGGAUUCCCCGACGUUGUUGUAUCCAACGACAUUGCAACUCAUUUUCACCACUUUGCGCCGUCAUCUGUGUGGGUCCGCUCGCUGCCGACCUCUUACCGCCCCAAUGACCUCGACCAUCUUGCAGAGUGUGGCGUUAGUGCGGCUGGCAAGCGAUCGCUACGUUGCUUCGCGGCGAGAGUCGAACGUGGGCGACGAUGCGGUGUGCCUGUCGUGCUUCCGCCUUCAGACUAUGGGGCCUCUUGCUUGUCUGUCUAUCUUGUUGUCCAGGCGCGCUCGGGCGUGGACGUUGUGGUCAACGCCACCGGAUCGGUUGUCGACUGCGCUGGUGAUGCCAGCAGCGUCCUUUUCAAGGUGCCGUCGGGCGUUCAUCUCACCCUUCAUGGGCUGUCUCUGGCGAACGUGGUCGGCUCCCAUGAUGGAGAGUCUGCGGUGUGGGUGAGUGGAACUAACGCGCAGCUGGUGUUUGAUGGGGGGCAGGUGACUGGAUGUGGUGAAACCGGGCUUGUGGGUGGCGCGUUUCGUGUCGACUCGGGCGGCGCACUAGCGUUGUCGCGGGUGACAGCAACCGGUAACCAUGCGACGUUUGGCGGCCUUGUCGCUGCAACUGGCACCGGGACCGAGCUUGUGGUCGAGAAUUGCAUCUUGUCAGACCACACGGCCAUGGUGCGGGGCGGCGCUGUGUAUGCUGCUAACCGAGCCAGUGCCCGCAUUGUGGCCACUGCAAGCACCAGUUCUCGGGCUGCUGUGUCCGGAGGCUUUGUUGCCCUUGACGAUGCAUCGGUCGAGCUCAACCAGGUCUCUGUUAUCGACUCACAGGCUGGCAUCCGCGGUGGCAGUCUAUCGGCGGAGUACACACUUGCUGUCGGUGGUGCGGUUAUCGCCACCGACGUGAGCUUUGUGGAAUCGCAUGUCUCAGUUGGGAACGGCGGGGCUGUGGCGGUUGCGAUCGCAGAUGCGUCAGUGCCGUCUGUGACGCUGACACGGGUGACGAUGGAGCGCUGCACUGCCGGGGGUGGCGGUGGCGGCCUAGCACUGACCGGCCGCGACUCGACGCUGCUGCUAGUGGACGUGACUGUGAGAGACACGUCAGCGCAAUAUGGCGGUGGUCUGCUUUGCCUCGCCGACGGAGCCGUGCUCCCAGAAGUUGCAAGCGUGGUGAGAAUCGCACUCGGCGACGGAUCGCCGGCGCACAGGGUGACGACCAGUGGCGGCGGGCUGAGCAUCGAGCGCGGACACGCGGUUAUUGGCGGCGGCAUCUACGAGUGUAUGUGUGACAUCCAGCCCGGCGUGCAAGUGACGUUGAGCGAGACACACGCUGACGGGGCUGGUGGCGGUGGGUUCACUUGCGCAGCGUCGCAGUCCUUGUUCUCACCUGACUCGCCCAACGUGGUGUCGUCGGUCCCGGGUACUGGCUUUGGCCCAGUGUGGGCAACGCCGCCAGUGCGGAUCACGUGGCCGCUGCCACCGCCCGACUCUGUUGGCUCUGCGCUUCCGCUCCUCGCUACGGCGGCGGCUAUGGUCGACGGGUACGGGCAGCGUAUCAAGCAGGUCAAUACGACGACGACGUUUUCGCUCGUCGGCUUUCCACGCCUAGCCGCUGGCACAGUUGAGUACAUUGGACCAAGCAUCAUUCCGCUCUCGAACGAUGGCCUCUUUGUCUUUGCAUCGGUCUCGUUUGGCGUGUACGGCCCGCCGUACGUCGAUCUGGCUACUGAGAUCGAGUUGAGCAUUGUCGGCUCGGUGAAUCCGGAGUUGGGAACAGCCUCGCGAGUGCCAAUCAAGCUCACGCUUUGCCCGCCGGGGAAUGGUGGAGUCCAGCCAGCAAUCUCGCCGUGGCUUGUCUGCGUCCCAUGCUCUGGAACCGACACGUCGAACGAGACAUCGGUCGAGCCGUGUGUGCGGCGGUCGCCGUGUCCGGAGACGACGCUCGCGGUCCAGUCCAACUCGACGGUGGCGUGCGUGUGCAAAGCCGGGUUCUUCCCUCCGCCAGGACGAACUGACAGCGAUCCGUGCACUGUCUGCCCGGACGGUGCCGAGUGUCCGCUCGGUACCACCUUUCCACUGCCGCUGCCGGGCUUCUUUCCGGUGGGCGACGGAACGUUUGUGCAGUGCAAGCGGCCAAGUGCGUGUCCCGGCGGAGCGCUGGCGGCACCAUGCGCGCCAGGCUAUGAGGGCUACAUGUGCAACACGUGCUCGGCAGGAUUCUACUCGGACUCGGCAGGUCUCUGCAAGAGCUGUCCCAGCAACUCGAGUGUGGUGCUCGCGCUAGCGCUGAUCGGACUUGCCCUUGUUGCGCUCGGUUCGGCGGUGGUGGUGGGAUGGGUUGUGGUAGGCGCCGGCAAGGCUUCGGGUCUUGCCAGUGGCGAGAUCAAGAGCCAGGCUGAGCUCAUUCGCAAGUUCCGGCGACUGAGCUGGCCGGCAUCAUGUUCGAUGGUCCUCAUCUCGUUCCAGAUCAUCGGCAUUGUGGUCGACGUGGAUCUGCGAUGGAGCUCAUCGUCACGGGCGGUGCUCUCGAGCUUUAACGUCUUCAAUGUCGACGCCAAUGUGUUUGCAUCCGAGUGCGCGCUGGCCUCGUUCCACACCAAGUACGCAGUCUCAGUCUUGCUCGUGCCCGUCUUUCUCCUUCUUGCCUUUGCCAGUCUUGCGGCUACGGCGCGGAUCCUUCCGCCGCUGGGCGUGCUCCAGGGGCUGGAAGCACUCUCGAUUGGGGCGCUCGCCGACGCGCUGAUCUUCAACUAUGCACCGCUGCUGUACAUCCCGAUGGCACGAGCGACGCUGGUGGUGUUCGACUGCACGCGGCUGCCGUCGGGCGACUACGUGCUCGAUGCAGACCCGGGCGUGGCAUGCUUUGACAGCAAGUGGUGGCAAGUGGUGUGGAUUGGCAUGCUCGGAACUGGCGGCUAUGUUGUCGGCGUACCGCUGUACUUUGGCUGGAAGCUCGGCCGGCAUCGGCAUGAGCUUUUUUCGCCGGCUGUGAGCCAGCGACUCGGCGGGCUGUAUCGGCUGUACCGGCGGAAGAUGUACGGAUACGGCGUGAUGGACCUGGGCAAGCGGCUCGCGCUUGUCGUCAUUGCGCUCUUCUUUUCGUCGUCGCAGCUGCUGCUGAUUGCGAUGCUCAUGGCGGUGCUGACGGGCGCGCUUCUUGUGGUUGUCACACAGGAGCCGUACUACAUUCCCAUGUACAACGCGCUCGAGGCCAAGCUGACACUUGUGCUGAUGUGUGUGGUGCUCAUCGGUGCAGGCUCGUAUGCGGAGCGCAGCAGCGCGUCACUUGACACUGCUUUUCUGGUGGUAACGGUGCUUGCCGUGCUUGUGCUGGUUUGCGUGGCGGUGGCAGGUGUCGUCGCCGACAUCAGGCUCAUUCUCCGCGACCGGCGGCAAGGGGCUCGGUCGACGGCCAGCGAUCGCCAGCGGCGGCUGAUGGCCAUCAUCACCGAUGAGCUCAGGGAUGUGGAAGCUGGACCAGAGCUACUGCGCGAUGCUGGCCAGUUUCUCGCCCGAUGCUGA